AUGUCAUCUAUUACUGAAAACCUGACCUCUGUUCACAGUGCUAUCUACGCUUCUGAAACUGAUUUCGUUGAGGAUUGGCAUGUCCGUGUUACCUGGAUUGCUUUCAUGACCCUGUGGGUUAUCUGGGGUCUCUUGUGGGUUGUCCGCUCAUACUUUGUAGGUCAAGAUACAUCCAAUGUCACUGAACCCGAAGCACACUCUGCUUCUGAAAAUGGUUUGGCAAAGAAACUCCAUAUGCCUUCUCCAAAUUUUGCUGUCAGUGGUAGUUUUGCUCCUCGCUUAGAAAAGGGCUAUCAAGUUGUAAAGGACUCUCUCUUCUCUCUCUUGUGCUUGCUUUCAAUGAACUCUUUUGCCCGUGGUUCCACCCGUGCUGUCAUGAUCCUUGCUUGGUUUUUUGUCGCUUUUGCUGUCUUUUGGUUUGUCGCUGAACUCGUCAUUGACAACCGUUAUAUGCGUGUUCUCUACUCUACUAUUUUCUACGCUCUUGGUUUGGCUAUCGGUGGUCUUGCUUACAAACAAGGUUUCUUCUAA
This is a messenger RNA of Mucor velutinosus, 531 nucleotides long. RefSeq lists its product as uncharacterized. The record is from RefSeq and is a predicted model, not a curated record. The transcript has a single exon. The coding region runs from base 1 to 531 and encodes 176 amino acids. NCBI's taxonomy places the organism in Eukaryota, Fungi, Mucoromycota, Mucoromycetes, Mucorales, Mucoraceae.